GCUGGGAUUACCGGCAUGAGCCACCAUGCCCAGCCAGGACAGUUUUGAGCAGAAGAGUGACAGGAUUUGACUUACGUCUUAGAAAGAUCACUUUGGCCACUGAGUUGAAAGCAAACUAUCAAAAGGCAGUGGCUGAGAGAGAGAGACCAGUUGAGAGGGUAUUGAAAGAAUUUAGAUUAGAGAUGAUAGCAGGUUGACUCAAGGUGGAGAUGGAGGCAGUGGGAAAAUUCUGGAUACAUUUUGAAGAGAGAGCCAACAGGAUUUGCUGACGGGUUAGACUGGGAAGUAAUAGAAGCAGCAAGAUUAAGGAUGAACCCAGGUGUUUGGCCUGAGCAACUGGAAGGAUGGGAUUUCCUAUGAGAGGAGUGGGUUUAAGGGGAACAUUGGGGGUUUCCUUUUAGAUUUGCUAAGUGGAGAUGCUGGAUCAGCAGAUGGAUAUAUAGGUCUGGAAUUCAAGGGGGAAGACCAGCCUGGAGAUGCAGAUUUGGGAGUCACUAAUGUAGAAACCGUGUUUAUAUAUUUGAGAUUGGGUGGAGUCACCUGAGCCAGAAGUGAAUAGAGAUGAAGUAGAGAAGUCUGAGCAUGAGCUGGGCAGAGUCUUCCAGAAUUCUCUGACACAGAGGAUUGCACUCCCCUCAGUGGCCAGAGAUGACGCAGGAGACCAUGAGGUAUGAAGAAUGAAGUCAAGUAACAGAAAAAGAAAAAAAGACGUAGGUGAAUUUUCCUUUUAUGUUUAAUGACUAAAAAAAAAAAAAAAAAGAAAUUGCAUAAUGCACAUCUAGGAGGUGGGAAAUAGCUUCAUCAUAUAAUAAUGGUGGGGGGGGUGUGUGUGUUUGUGUGUGUGUAAGGAAGGAAGGGUAAUUGAAGGGACUAGAAAUGAACUCCUUUGUCUUGCUAAGAGAAAUAUAACAUUACAGCCUAACAUGGUUAGAGACCCUGAAGAUGAAAAGUGUGGUGUAUAAGUGCUGAGUGUUGUUAUUCUCCCAUAGGACCUAAAUCGGACUCAUUAUGCUUAUGCAGCAAUAGGAAAUUAGGACAUUUCCAUGCUCUAGAAUUCCUAUGAAAAUGAUUAAAAGUGAAGUCCAUCCCCAGAGAGUAUUGACUGUUUAAUACACGGAACAAGGGACAAGCUACAAUCUUAAGAUCUUGGAUCCCAGCUCAACAGGAGUCACAGAACAGGGCAUGGUGGGGUCAGCCUUAGCUCCGCAAAGCGGGCUGUUUAAUCUGAUUAAAUUCUGUAUCUGGAAAUCAUGUUACCCGAUGCCACCCAUCACUUGGGCAAGAAGGUGCGGAGAGAGAGGCACUUUGCCUUCUUACACUGUCUUGUGCCUAUCAGCCGCUAGCCAGCAUCGCUGCUCCGUGGGGAAGGUAUGAGUGGUGCUGGAUGGAAAAUAAAAGAUGCCAAGUUGAACAAACUUGCAACAGCUGCACAUUCACAUUUCCGGUUAUGCUAACAUGUUGCUUCUCUGGUAUUUGUGUAAAACAAUCCUUCCCUCCCCCGCGAAGUGUGGAGAAAAAGAAUAUUCUGAAACCUAAACUUGGUUUUAUCCAGGUUUUGAAAAUGUCCCCAUGUUUGCUUAAUCCUAGCAGAUGAGGCUGCUUUUGAUCUUUUCAUUUUUUUUUUUUUUUAUCAGCAUGACUGAAAGGAAACACCCAUUGACAAUGAUAUUGGAGAUGACAGCCUCUUUCUUCCACCACCGCAAUGACUGAAAACCCUAAGGCUUAUGUUAGAAGGAUUCUUUUUGUCCUCCCAUUUCGGUGCACUACAAAUAAUAUCUCAAUGCAUAAUGCAGUUGGUGGGGCCAUGACAGGGCCCGGAACUCACCAGCUUAGCAGUGCUCGGCUGCCCAACCACGACACCAGCGUUGUGAUUCAGCAAGCCAUGCCGUCACCCCAGUCCAGCUCCGUCAUCACCCAGGCACCUUCCACCAACCGCCAGAUUGGGCCUGUCCCAGGCUCUCUAUCUUCUCUGCUACAUCUCCACAACAGACAGAGACAGCCCAUGCCAGCCUCCAUGCCUGGGACCCUGCCCAACCCCACAAUGCCAGGAUCUUCCGCCGUCUUGAUGCCAAUGGAGAGACAAAUGUCAGUGAACUCCAGCAUCAUGGGGAUGCAAGGUCCAAAUCUCAGCAACCCCUGUGCUUCUCCCCAGGUCCAGCCAAUGCAUUCAGAAGCCAAAAUGAGGUUGAAGGCUGCACUGACUCACCACCCUGCUGCCAUGUCAAAUGGGAACAUGAACACCAUGGGACACAUGAUGGAGAUGAUGGGCUCCCGGCAGGACCAGACGCCACACCAUCACAUGCACUCGCACCCACAUCAGCACCAGACACUGCCACCCCACCACCCUUACCCACACCAGCACCAGCACCCAGCGCACCAUCCUCACCCUCAACCCCAUCACCAGCAGAACCAUCCACAUCACCACUCCCAUUCCCACCUUCAUGCACACCCAGCACAUCACCAGACCUCGCCACAUCCGCCCCUGCACACCGGCAACCAAGCACAGGUUUCACCAGCAACACAACAGAUGCAGCCAACCCAGACAAUACAGCCACCCCAGCCCACAGGGGGGCGCCGGCGAAGGGUGGUGGACGAGGAUCCGGACGAGAGGCGGCGGAAAUUUCUGGAACGGAACCGGGCAGCUGCCACCCGCUGCAGACAGAAGAGGAAGGUCUGGGUGAUGUCAUUGGAAAAGAAAGCAGAAGAACUCACCCAGACAAACAUGCAGCUUCAGAAUGAAGUGUCUAUGUUGAAAAAUGAGGUGGCCCAGCUGAAACAGUUGUUGUUAACACAUAAAGACUGCCCAAUAACAGCCAUGCAGAAAGAAUCACAAGGAUAUCUAAGUCCGGAGAGUAGCCCUCCUGCUAGUCCUGUCCCAGCUUGCUCCCAGCAACAAGUCAUCCAGCAUAAUACCAUCACUACUUCCUCAUCAGUCAGCGAGGUGGUAGGAAGCUCCACCCUCAGCCAGCUCACCACUCACAGAACAGACCUGAAUCCAAUUCUUUAAAAUGCACCAUCAGACCUGGCCUCCAAGAAGAGCUGUAGCGUACCAUGCGUCCUUUCUUUUAAGGGCAUUUUUAGAAUUAACUCAGACCUGGAAGACUCCUCAGUUCUUCAAAGACUGGCUUUCAUUUUUAUAGUUAUUAUGGAAAUGUUGUCUUUUAUACUUAGUUAUAUAAGAAAAAAGGGAGUUAUGCAAUUAAUAUCUAUCAGCUUGGGAAACGCUUUGGUGCUUUUCUCCAAUUUUCUGGUACCAGUUACUUGUUUAUAAACUGAACCUUUUCUGUAUAUAGCCAUGGUUUCAUUCUUAUCAGUCCAACCCUUUGCCUGAAACACUGAAUCUUGUUAAACCACAGCUUUUAGCCAAAAUGAGGCAUACCUAGAUGUCAAGUAAGACAGAUCCAAGGUAACUGGGUAGAAAAUCUUUUGACAUCUUAACUCAUGUUGAGUUUGUGCUGUGGUGUCACCAGAAUCCCAGAUAAACACACAGCCUUUCCCAUAACUUUUUGUUUCUUACUAUAAAAUAUUAUAAGAUUCAUUGAUGUCCAAAUAACACCACCGAGCGUCUCUUCACUUCUCCUUCUCCUCUUGGUCCACUUGCUAAUGCCCAGUUUUCUUCUCCAUUUCCACUUUUUCUUGGGCUCCCUGUUUACUCUUCAUUUUGACUUCCUUCUGUUUUAUUUUUUUUCCCUUUAGCAUUGCAUGUGAAGAAGAAAAUAAUGUUUAAAGGAAAAAAAAAAAAAGCAAACCUCCAAAACGUGGACCUAACCAUUGCUUCACUUACACGUCACCCACAGCUGGAGUUCAUUCAACUCUUGCUUUUCACAAAAUAGUAACCAGGAGACGUUUAAUGUGCCUGAUUUAAUGUUUUUAAUAAUCAGAGCAAAUGAAAGGUGGUUUAGCUAUAAGUGAAGCACGGUUGAAUACCAGCUGGGGAGACACUAGGGAAGGGAGCUUUGUAAGCCUUGAUUGUGAAAGUCCAAAUUUUGAUGUGGGGCUAUAACAUGACACCCUUGGAUUGCAACUGGUUUUAUAUGACCUGUCUAUAACAUUGAAAAUCCAUGUACUAUAUAAUAAUUCAGAAGGGCUCUAUUCACUACACGGAUUACAUUGUUCAAUCAUCAGCUGCUAAUAGCCUAAGAUUUAUUAUUUUUUUUCCUUAAGCCUAUGGAACCGGCUUUGCUGUUCUGGGGGGUGAAAAUAGACUAACUACUGGAGAAACAAAGAGAGAAAGAAAACCCAGUGUUUCCGUAGGGGCACUUUUAGCCUUCCCACGACAGUUCAGCACUCUUUGACUGCUGAAGGAACCCCAUGGAUGAGGCGCAGGCUACUUCACUCUUUUUUUUCUUUUUUUUGAGACAGAGUCUCACCUAUUGCCCAGGCUGAAGUGCAGUGGUGCACUUCACAGAUCACUGCAGAUCACAGAUCACAGAACACUGCAGCAUCAACCCCCGAGUUCAAGCGAUCCUUCCACCUCCGCCUCCCGGGUAGCUGGGACCACAGGUUCACACAACCAUGCCUGGCUACUUUAUUUUUACUUUUAUUUUAAAAUAAAAGAUAAGGUCUCUCUUACGUUGCCCAGGCUAGUCUCAAACGAUCCUACUUCUUCGUCCCAAAGUGUUGGGAUUGUAGGCGUGAGCCACUGCACCCAGCCUACUUCCCUCUUCUGAAUUAUUCUGAUUUAUUUUCAACAACUUUUGUGAACUUGCGCAUGAUACAAAGCAGAUAGUCCCUGAACCACAGUCGUGCCUCCUUGAAACAAGCCAUUCUACUGUGCUAAUGUUUUAAUAUCGCAUCUCACAAAUAACAGGGGUGAAUGUUUCUCUCUAGCAAUCUAGGCAGGUGCUGGUGUUUCAUCUCCAUUUGAAUGCUUGACCCCUUAACGUGUGUAUGUGUGUGUGUAUGUGUGUGUGUGUUCAUGGGUUUUAAAAGAACAGUAUUUUACAAAAGGUGUAGCUUUUAUAAGAGUUCAGAAAAGGGAAGGAUGUGUUUUUUUCUCUCACUAUAGUAUAAGAAUCUAUUUUGGAGAAAAAAAGAAAAUAUGAGGGUCUCGAAGCAUGAUUUUUAUAUAACUAGUUUCAGUUUUAUCUAAUAACUUACUUUUUAAAUCCAUAUUUAUCAACAAUCUUUCCAUGUAUGCAGUGCUUUCAAAAGAUGGUUUUGAGUGUCCAGUGAAACUUAUGACUUGGGUAUAUGGUUGAAGAAUCAAAACAAAAGCAAAAAAAAAAAAAAAAAACCAAAAAAAGAAAAGAGAAAAAAAGAAAAAAUGCAAAUGAAAUAAUUUUCUAUUAUAUUUUAGACAAACAUAUCAUUUUCAAGUAUUUUAAAUACUGAAUUCAUAGUUGUUGUUUUUUAAAUUCCAACAGUAACAGCUGAAUGGUUUAAUCUGACUGGCUUCCUAAGAAAUGUUUAAGACUCAGCUUUAAAAAGAAGUUAACAUUCAUAUCUCUGUUUUGAAAUCAAAAAUAAUAUUUCAAAAUUCUUUCCUAGGACUAUCUGUCUCCCCUCCCCCCACAAAAGGAAAAAGAGUGCAUUAAAAUGUUUAGUUGGGUUUUUUAAUUUUUAAUUUUUAUUUUAUGUUUUGCUUUGUUUUAAGUAAAAUUUUUUCUUUACUGCAUGCAUAGCACUUAAUAAAAUGGAUUUUUUAAAAAUCCACUAGUAAUAUCAGAAUGUCCAGGGAGUGAUUGUCGUUACAAUGAUGGUUUAGUUUACUUCUGUUCCACCUUUUGAUUGAAAUAUUUAGUUGUUAGGCUGAAAGCCUCUGCAGUUAAGAACUUGCCUGAGUUUUCUUCGUUCAGCAACUUGACAGUUUGACUGAUGUGCAUUAUAUAUAGCUCAAUUAUGUCUGUUUUUUAUGCUAAGUAGGAAAACCAACCACACACAUUAGCAAACCGGCCUCAACAUAUAAUUAGAAUAAACUGUCUUCUUGUUCUACUCAGGGCCUUUAGGUGUGUUCAUUCAUGGUAUGGAAAUACAGUAAAUGAAAGAUUCCAACUAGUUGUCAGUGCUUCUUGAAAAUUCCAAACAGAAAGAUACAUUGGUCAGAUCCAACACAUGGCUUAUCAAUAUUAAGUCUUUUACCUAAAGGCCCAGCAGUCACCAGACAACAGAAUAAUCAAUCUGCCUGAAAAAUCCCUCCUCCUUGUCUUACACUUUUUGCCUGUUUGGGAGAAUAUCUUUGUACUCCAUUCUCCUCCCUCAACCAGUUAUUGUGUCACCCAUCCAUGUGUUCAUUAAUCAAUUAUCAUGGCCUUCAGAGCACCUGUCCUAAGGAGGGAAAAUCCUGCCACACUGCCUCUCCCCAUUCAUGUGUGGUUUUCUUGAUGGGCGAGAUCUGUCUCUGAAGUCACUGCCAGCCUCCCUGGGAACGUCUAUAGUACCUCCCCUGCCUUAUGUGCUGGGAGUUAACAACUCAGAUAAGUACACCUGAGAGCAUUUCUACCAGGUAAACUCUCACCUAAAUGGAGGUGUCCACAUCUUAAUUGUUUCUCCUUGACAUAUUUCUCAAUCCACGAUGCCAGGAGAAGUAGAGCGAAAAUCCCAGCCAUGGAUGAAUGUACUGAUUUGAAAGCCAAGUGUGAAGUUGGAUGUUUUCCCGUCACACUACUACUCAGCCCUCUCCUGCUCCCACAUCAAUGGAUGCAAGUCACAAUCUUAACACAGCCUGUGGGAGACAAGCAGUUUGUGUGCUCUCACAGUAUAUAGUAUAGUAAUUAGGGUGACUUAGAGCAAAUACUCUUCAGAUCCUAUGUAGUCAGUGAAACAGGGAGAGUGUAUUCUGAUAGAGGGAUGUCGAUGGUGAAUGUUCUGGUGGUUGUUGCCUGUUAAGUAAACUUUAGUGUGUAAGUCGAGUUUGUCAUUAAAAUCAUAAACCAGCUACGGUAACAGACAAGCCUUUGGCUGGGGAGUUUUAAGCCUCAGUAACUGCUAUAAAACUAGCCAUCCAGUUAGGAUAGAAUGUGUUUCUUUCUGGUUAAAAAAAGAAAAAACCAUCUAAGAAAAUAUAUAUGUAUGUGUGUGUGUAUACAGUGGAAUUCAAGGACCAAAGCAAAAUUUGAACAGGAAUCUAUUAAUUUAGAAUUUUAUAAGAUAUUUAUUAAUAAAUGUUAUUUUUAAACAUUCCAUUUGAACAGUAUUCUGUAGGAUCUACUUGUUUUUAAAGUGUUAGUCCAUAAUAAACUACUAUAGUUGUGUGUAUUUUCAUUUUUCAGGGUUUCAAAUGGCUAUUCUCCAUCAUUUGGUGGAAAUGUUUGCUUAGGUCUCUGUGCAUAGACAUUUCAAGGAUUUUUAUUGCUCUGUGAGUUAUUUUUUAAUCAACACUCUGAACAAUUUUAUUAAAACAUUUAUUUCUUUUUUCAUUUUUAAAGUAAGCUCUUUCAUUUAGGAAGCAGAGUUCAGCUAAAGGGAAUCAGUAACUAUAACUGGAACAGCUUUCUUGUAGAAGUGUAAAAACAACUUCAUCUCUGCCUCUCUCCAUCCCACCCCAAUUUCCUAGAAAGCCUUGCACUAUUCAGCUCCCUUAGUGCUUUUUGUCCCUUCCCGAACAAUAUGCAGUAGCUUUAAGCCAUUCAAGCUCCAUUAUGCAGUAUAUCUGAGAAGGGAAAGGAAACAACCCAUUUAAAUUUGAAUAAAACCGUGCCUAUGCGAACAGCAAUUUAGAAUCUCUUUUCUGCUUUUAAAAUAAUUUAUAUUUUAAAAUUGCACUUUAGCUUUUUGAUCCCUUUGUAUUUCUCUUACUCUCUUUCUAACCUCUUCUCUGUCCUCAAACUUGCCUUUGCUCUCCUUUACAAUGCCCCCUACCCCUCCUCCAAGGCUCUGAGCGGCAUCAUUUAAAAUACUUUACAGAUAUCUGCACCAGGUACAUUUAUGUGCAUCCAUUGGUAGCACAGCUGAGACCUGUGUCUCAUAUCAGCCUAGGUGAAGCAUACUACAAGAAUGCCAAGGAGAAGAGCCAGUACACUAUAUGGUUUAUACUCUUUAUCCCUUUAUUCAUAGCAUGUUUUUUAAAAAAUGUUAUAUUAUGCAACAGAUGUGAGGCAGCAGCUAAGCUAGACUUAAGAAUUUUCUCUCAUCUUCCAAACCAAAGUGUCCUGAAUAAGCCAGGAGACUUAUUCUUUUGUGCGCCCUGGUGCACAUCUGACUGUUGUCCUAGCCAUAGACUCUCUGAGGCCACUGAAAGAACAGUGGCCCUAUCGAUUUCAUUCCUAGGUCUCAAAAAUACAAUGUUGCCUUGUAACAUAAUUAGGGACAGCACCUCUAAUUCACAAUUAUAAUCUAAGGUAGGAUAAGACGACACAGCAGCAAUAAACUUACAAGUAAAAUUCAAUACCAAAACAAACACAAAGAAAUUUAAAAAACAAAAAACCUAGCUCGUCAUGUUGUGAAAAUGAAAAAGUGUAUGUCCAUUCAAAAUAUUUUACUAUUUCUUGUGGAGUUUUUCAGUGCUGUAAUGCUUGUAGCCAAAUUGCUUAAAGAGUGUUUAUAUAUUUUUUUCCUUAUAAAUUGUCUAUUUUUUAAAAAAAAAGCUAUUUAACCACAGCUGAAGUGGGGGGUAAGGCCAAAUUGCCAACAUUUGUUAAAAGAUUAAUACUCUUAAGUGACACUCUGAUACCUUUCCAACUUGUCAUCAGAAAGGAAUCAAUAAUUACCAACUGUUGUAUUUAGACCAACUUACAAUAUCUAGCUCAUUAGAAGCCAGGAUCUAGAAAGCUCCUUCUAAGCCAUUUAAGAUAUUCUUACAUUGAGCUUCAUAUUAUAGAACUUUAUAGGAUUGGAUUUUUUACAAUAGAAUAAUUUAGCCUCAGGACUGAGAAUGUGGAAGCUGAAUAAAUUAGCUUUAAAUACAUCAUUAAAAUCUUAUGCACAAUAAGCUCAUUAGAUUCUAGUUUUCUCCUUUAGAAUACCAAUGCCACAGACACUGCAGGAGAUAAUGAAAGGUAUCAGUUGUGCUGAAUGGAGUGGGUUUAAGAGAAAGGACCCUUCCCAACCAGCAGCCAGUAAAAAAUACAACCUACUCACUUUUUUCCCUUCUAAGUUCUGCUAAAUCACAUCUGCCUCAUAGAGAAAGGAAUGUUGCCUUUGAGAACUGUCUUGGAGAAAAGAUAAGCUUGAAAUGUUCUCUCUAAAGAGGACAUAGGGUUUGGGAUCCUCUGAAAAGGCCCAGAAAAAUAGCUCAGUUCUAACACAAUGUUCUAGGACAAUUGGAAUAUAAAUAUUGUCCAAAAAUAUAAUUAAAAGAAAAAAGUUUAGCACUGUGUAAAGUAAGUGUUAACAGAGGAAGUCCCAAAAAGGUGCUGUCACUUUAAGUUCUGGACUUGGGGUUGUUUGUAUUUGUAAACAGCAAAGCAUUUGUGUUUGUUUGUCUAUUUGUAAAGCAACCACCUUCCUUAUUGGAAGGAGAAAAAAAAGGGGUACAUACAUGUAAAUACUUGCUGCAGCAUUUAAUAUGUUUAAUUUUGUGUUAAGCUUUUUGUUGCAUCGUGAACACAUUUAUUGUUACCAAUGGACAAUGAGUUCAUUAAGACUGUUCAACUAGGUCAGAUUUUUACAUCUCUUUCUAGCAAGAAGAGACAAGAUUUUGUGCAUUUGUACAAAUGUUAAUAUCACUGCAAUUCCAAUAUAAUAAAGCACUCAAAUGCAAAUAA
Molecule: messenger RNA, 9644 nt
Organism: Cercocebus atys (sooty mangabey)
Lineage: Eukaryota; Metazoa; Chordata; Mammalia; Primates; Cercopithecidae
Gene: CREB5
Product: cAMP responsive element binding protein 5
Exons: 8
Coding region: 1703-3007 (434 amino acids)
Biological process (GO): regulation of transcription by RNA polymerase II
Molecular function (GO): DNA-binding transcription factor activity, RNA polymerase II-specific; cAMP response element binding
Source: RefSeq, a predicted model, not a curated record